GGUUUAUUUUACCUCUGUUACUUGGGGUAUCGUAACUCUCUGACUGGCAAGUUGGUUUGUCUCUAGAGAGUUGAUAGAGGUGUAAGGAGAAAAGAGUGAACAUGAAUCCUCUUUUGCAGUGGGGAAUUGAGAACAGCGACUUAGACGCGUUGAGGGCGUCUGCAGAAAAACUGAAGGAGGAGGGAACCGUCUCUCGUUUAGACAAGGAAAAGUCAGAAAUUCUGAACGUCAUUUUAGAGAGCGAUGGAGAGAGGUUGAAGAAGUACUUGUCGAGGCUGCCUCCGUCUUUUUCUAGGGAGGAACGUUUGGAGGCAUUGAAGGGUCUUCAGUAUUUGACCGAGGACAUCGACAACGCCAUUCUUUUGGACCAACAGGAAGGUAGCAUUUCGUCGCUUCAAUCUUUGCUGGAGGAGCGCGAUCCCGCGAUUCAGUCUCACGCGGCGUGGGUGUUGGCCACGUGCUUGCAGAACAACCCGUCUUUCGUGUCGUCGUUUGUGGUUGGUCACAACGGGUUGAAGCAGUUGAUCAAGUGCACGUUUGACACAGACGACUCGGAGGUGAGGGCGAAGCUGUUGUCGGUGCUGUGCGGUUGUCUGCAGUCUCUGGAUGGAGUUUUGGACACGUUUUUGGAGUUGGACGGGUGUUCGCUGUUGGAGUACGUGUUGGAGUUGGAGGGGGAUUGGACGAGCAAGAGGAAGUUGGCGUUCAAAAUUGGCCGGAUGAGUUUGGAGAACGCGGAAUUUGCCGAGCUGGUUGGAAAGAGAAAGAUCUUGGACAGCUUGGUGAGAAUGGCGCUGCAGGGAGACGACGUGGAUGCUCAAGAACAGGCAUUGCGGGCAAUAAGAGAAAUCGUGAGGAGGCGGCCGAGUACGAGAGGAGUUCUUGACGAGAGGGGGUUGAGACAGUCUUUGGUGGAGUUGGCAGCCGAGAUGAAGAACCACGAGUGGAGGAGUUGGGUGGACGAGAUAGUUGGGCGAGGAUAGACGUGUUUUUUUAAGGGGGUGGAGAGAUUUGUGGUUUGUUAAGAUAAAACAAUUUUUUCGGCA
This is a messenger RNA of Schistocerca gregaria, 1046 nucleotides long. RefSeq lists its product as uncharacterized. The record is from RefSeq and is a predicted model, not a curated record. The transcript has 2 exons. The coding region runs from base 102 to 983 and encodes 293 amino acids. Lineage: Eukaryota; Metazoa; Arthropoda; Insecta; Orthoptera; Acrididae.